AGCAGCAGUGGGAAAGAGAAGGAGUCAUUCCAGCAGGUGGAUUGCGCGGGGCUUUCGGUCACGCUUCGCUUUGCGGGGUUUCCUUUGAAGGAAACUCGGAAAGACUAUAAAAAUCCAUGUGGAGCUAAGGACCUCCCGGAGUGCAACGUCUGCCUCUGCUAUCCGCAGUUCUUCCCACAAUUUGAAGAUUGUCCACACAUAUCCACAGAAAUCAGACUGAGUCGAGAGCAGACUGCAAGCAAAUCUAUAUUUUGAUAUCUUCCAGAAGAGGAGAAAGAGGAGACCACAUAUCAGAGACAAGGAGAGAAUCGGAGAAGCCAAGACAUAUCCUCAAAACAUCAAACAUCAUAAAUCAUUGCCGGGCAUUGAUUAAUGUUGCGUAUACGCCAUGUGCGCCCAUGCCACAGACCAGAAAAAGAGGCCUCGUAACUAAGUGAAAGCCGCACAAAGCAACGCGAAAACAGAGACCUCCACUGGGGGAGAGAGAUUUAGUGUAUCCGUUAGCACCUUUUUUGGCCAAAAGCCACCACAGCAGCGGGAGCUACACAGCUACAGCAACUACAGCAACAAACAACACACACAAAAAAACCAAAGAUGGCCUUCAUCUGGCGUCGUCGCUCCACGACAAUCGUGAAGCUGGUGGCCUUCCUUCUGGCCAUCUGGUUCUGCAUCGCCUUCCUCGUCUACACGGACGACACACGGCGUCGCGCCGCCCAGGAAGGUGCCUCAGGCAGUGCCGCAGGCGGCGGAUCCGCUCCUCUCGGGGAUCCCAUUGCCUUGCCCCUGAGGAACGGAGACCUUGCCGAUCCCCUCAACGAGGACAUCGGCCUCAAUGGCAAUGUCAUCAAUGCAGGAGGAGGUGGGCUGCGCAACGAACUGGAGGAGGCGGACAUUCCGCCCACCGCCGCCAAGCCCAAGGCAAACGAGUCCGCACGCCAGUCCUCGGAGAAGAAGCCCAGAAAAAAGGCGGCUCCGGCUCCCAUUCCACUUAAACCAAAGGCACAAGACGCAGAUACGAAAAAGGUGAUAGAUCCACCUGCCAACUUCGAUGAGAAUCUCGGAGAGAUGGGCAAACCAGUCCACCUGCCCACCGAGAUGUCCGACGAGAUGAAGAAGGCCGUGGACGAUGGCUGGACCAACAAUGCCUUCAAUCAGUACGUUUCCGAUCUGAUAUCGGUGCACCGCACACUGCCGGAUCCCCGGGAUGCCUGGUGCAAGGAUACGGCCCAUUAUCUCACCAAUCUGCCAGCCACAGAUGUCAUCAUUUGCUUCCACAACGAGGCCUGGACCGUGCUGCUGCGGACAGUGCACUCGGUGCUGGAUAGAUCUCCGGACAACCUCAUUGGCAAGAUUAUCCUGGUGGAUGACUACAGUGAUAUGCCUCAUCUCAAGAAGCAACUGGAGGACUACUUUGCGGCCUAUCCCAAGGUUCAGAUUGUCAGGGGGAAGAAGCGCGAGGGCCUGAUUCGUGCCCGCCUCCUGGGCGCCACAUAUGCAAAGUCGCCAGUUUUGACUUAUUUGGAUUCCCAUUGCGAGUGCACUGAAGGCUGGCUGGAACCGCUGCUGGAUCGCAUCGCCCGGAACUCCUCCACCGUCGUCUGUCCCGUCAUCGAUGUCAUCAGCGAUGAUACCUUGGAGUACCACUAUCGCGACUCCAGCGGCGUCAAUGUGGGUGGCUUUGAUUGGAAUUUGCAGUUCAGCUGGCACGCGGUGCCCGAACGUGAGAAGAAGCGCCACAAUAGCACGGCGGAGCCCGUCUACUCCCCCACUAUGGCCGGUGGACUGUUUUCGAUAGACCGGGAGUACUUCAACCGCUUGGGAACCUACGACUCUGGCUUCGACAUCUGGGGCGGCGAGAAUCUGGAGCUGUCCUUCAAGACAUGGAUGUGCGGCGGCACUCUGGAGAUUGUGCCCUGCUCCCACGUGGGCCACAUCUUCCGCAAGCGUUCCCCCUACAAGUGGCGUUCGGGCGUGAAUGUUCUGCGCAAGAACUCGGUACGGCUGGCGGAGGUCUGGAUGGAUGAGUACUCGCAGUACUACUACCAUCGCAUCGGAAACGAGAAGGGCGACUGGGGCGAUGUCAGCGAUCGUAAAAAACUGCGGGAGGACCUGCAGUGCAAGAGCUUCAAGUGGUAUCUGGACAACAUCUAUCCCGAGCUAUUCAUACCCGGCGAUGCGGUGGCCCAUGGCGAGAUAAGAAACCUAGGUUAUGGCGGUCGCACCUGCUUGGACUCUCCCACCGGAAAGAAGCACCAGAAGAAGGCCGUGGGUCUCUAUCCCUGCCAUCGCCAGGGCGGCAAUCAGUACUGGAUGCUGAGCAAGACGGGGGAAAUACGGCGCGACGACUAUUGCUUGGACUAUGCCGGCAAGGACGUGAUUCUCUACUCCUGCCACGGCGGCAAGGGAAAUCAGUUCUGGACAUAUCGUGAGAACACCAAGCAGCUGCACCAUGGCACCUCCGGCAAGUGUCUGGCCAUCAGCGAGAGCAAGGACAAGCUGCUCAUGGAGGAGUGCAGCCAGUCCCUGACCCGCCAGGAGUGGUUGCUGGAGAGCUACGAUAGCUCCAAAUUGUGAGGCUACUUCUAUGCGAGGGGCAACCUCCUGUUGCCCACUUCGCAGCGCCAACGACAGCGAGACAGGCGAGCAUAGCAGCAACAGCAGCAGCAGCAGCAGAAGCAGCAACAGAAGCGGCAUCGAAAAAUGGAGACAGUGUGGAAGCAGGAGUUGGAAUAGAUUUCCCCUAUUCCAGGCAUGUGCAAUAGGCAGAAAAAUGUAGGGAAAAUGGGGGAGUUUAGCAUCAGCAUUACUUUGCCAUGCUAUAUAAAUAUGAUUAAAAUUGAUAUGUUUCCAAGCAACAACAUGUAUGUUACAUAGCUAUAAGAACCACACAUAGAUCCACAGAGAAACAGACAGACAGACAGACAGACGAACAGACACUUACACUCAGAAAAAAAGAGAACGACUGCUGUACAGUAGCUAUAAGUUUUGUAGGCCUAAAGUCAGCAUGCUCUGGGGCCGUUAGGUUAGAAUCCUGCCAGGAAAAGUGCUGGCAAAAAAUAUGAAGUCGUAGCGCAAUUUUUGCAUUUACAUUUGUAAACGUUUAGCACAAUUUAUGGAAAGUGUGUUGGAUGAUCCAACGGAGAGCGUAACCCUACGAUUUCCGGAAUAUGAAUAUGAAUUAUGAAUUUUAUAUUGUCAUAAAAUGGCUUUGCGAAAGCCCCAUUCCAAAUAUGUUUCUAGUGCGUAAGCUUUAGGCUAAGAGUCUAGGUCGGAAAGCAUUCGGUGAUAGCCUUUGUUUUGCCUGUACGCCCCGCCCCGCCCCGCAGCAUUCCCACUUACCACCUAUCUACCUACCUACUCCUAUAUUGCAUUGCAUCUAUGCAUCUGUAUGGGAAGCAUUAUCGUUAGAUGGCACACCAAAAUUUGGAACUUAUUUAUUUUUAUGUAUGAUUUACGAUUUGUGUUUUUUAUGUUUUAUUUGUAAAGUGCGUUGGAGCCCUUAUGCCAAAUUAUGUAUGUUUAGAUGUAUAGUUUUUGUACUCUUGUAUCCGUUGGAUUUCGUUUCGUUUCAUUUAAUUUAAUUUCGUUGAGUUCUGAAGACGACAACAUAUCGUAUGCGUUGGACACAGCCAGCUUGUAGUAGUACUUACAAUAUCAGUUUCCAGACUGCAGAUAUCACUGAGCAGAUCUUAGAGUUAGUUAAUGCAAAUGUGCAUAGUGCCUUCUACUUAUAACGGACACACACUUACCAAUUACCCAUCCCUUAUGUAACGCAAGCGUUCAUCGAACAUGUGAAUGUGGUGUACGUACUCCUGUAGCAUUAGUCUAGUUGUCACAAUCACAGCGACUGUGUAUAUACAUACAUACUGUACUGUACUGUACAACUUCAUAUCGCAUACUGCAGAAUGUGUACAUAACUAUGGAUUAAAUACUGUUUUAUUCGAGACUAAAGCGUACAUAUUAUACAUACAUAGUAUCAACUAGAUAACACUAAUCAGAAGCUGCUACUGAAUGCAUGCGCAUCUUCAUUUGAUAUUUUUCACACAAAAGCGCUUCACUGCAUGCGGCAUUUACAAUUUAGCGUACGAAACCCAAAGCCAUAGGAAGUGGUCGAGUAACUUUUUUUAACUUAAACCCUAAAGAAUAUUGUACUAAGUGCGUAGUGAAUGUGUAGCGAUGAAUCGAAAUUGUACAAGGCAGCAGAUGCAGUUAUAAAUAAAAUCUAUGAAAG
Messenger RNA from Drosophila obscura, 4231 nucleotides. RefSeq names its product putative polypeptide N-acetylgalactosaminyltransferase 9 (gene Pgant9). The record is from RefSeq and is a predicted model, not a curated record. The transcript has 12 exons. Lineage: Eukaryota; Metazoa; Arthropoda; Insecta; Diptera; Drosophilidae. The coding region runs from base 595 to 2574 and encodes 659 amino acids. Gene Ontology annotation, cellular component: Golgi apparatus.